AUGAAUUCUACAUCGAAAGAUGAUGAUCUGUCUGUAUUCAUCCUUGAUGACACGAUAGACGAUUCUGUGAAUGAAUGGAGAUUCAGUCUGAUCGGGAGAUUGGAUUUGGUCAAAUUGAAGAUGGAAACAGUUGAAACAUCCUUGAGGAAGCAGUGGGAUGUUAAAGGUAUUCUUCAACUUAUCCCUUUAGGCAAAGGUUUCUUUAUAAUAAAAUUAGAUAAUGAAGAAGAUAGAAAAAUGAUUUGGAAAGGUCAUUGGAUUGUUGAAUCUCAGGACUUGAAAUUAAGAGUUUGGGAACCAAACUUUAAUCCAGAUAAUCAAAAAAUUACUUCAGCUUUUAUUUGGGUAAUGUCUCCUGGUCUUAGUAUUGAAUAUUGGAAGGAGGAUAUCAUAUUAAAGAUGGGAAACAAAGUUGGAAGAGCUAUAAGAGUGGAUGAAACAACAUUGAAAAGUGGGUUUUAUGCAAGUGUAGUGGAUAUGACAAAUCCAAUUCCAAUCAAAAUCAGUCUAGAAUCAAAGUAUGAAAAAUUCGAGCAAGCAAUUCAAAUACCUAAACUACCAAAGUUUUGUAUUCAUUGUUCAGUUAUUGGACACCAUGUUGCAGAAUGCAUGAGUAAAAGGAAAGAACAACAACAAGAAACAAUGAUUGAAUUACCACCUAAAAAAGAAAUUUUUAAUGAGGAAGAAAAUGUAGAAGCCUUUCAUCCAGAACAUAGGGGUGAAUCUUCUAACUCAGAGAGCUUUCAUAUAUUACAAGAUAAGACUGAGGAACUGCAAGAACUCCUUAAAUCUCAAAAUUCAACUUUACCAGUUAAACAAAUUCUUGAAGUAAGUUCUAAUACUCCUUCUAUUAACAAUGUUAUUCAAGUUACUCAACCUGUUAUUACUACAUCAAAGCAUAGAGUUACUCAAGGUACUAAGGAAGAUGGGUUGAAAGAAGGAAAUAAAUUGAAGAUUAAACCGGUGAGAAAUGUUACUACCAGAAAUCAGGCAGCUCAAAAAAAUGAAGUUUCAGCUGGAAAUUCUAGAAAUUCAGGAAGGAGGGGUCCUUUAUCUCCUCAACAUCCUUCUAAAUGA
Molecule: messenger RNA, 1077 nt
Organism: Papaver somniferum (opium poppy)
Lineage: Eukaryota; Viridiplantae; Streptophyta; Magnoliopsida; Ranunculales; Papaveraceae
Exons: 2
Coding region: 1-1077 (358 amino acids)
Source: RefSeq, a predicted model, not a curated record